This is a messenger RNA of Artibeus jamaicensis (Jamaican fruit-eating bat), 6429 nucleotides long. RefSeq names its product transmembrane O-mannosyltransferase targeting cadherins 3 (gene TMTC3). The transcript has 14 exons. Gene Ontology annotation, cellular component: endoplasmic reticulum. Gene Ontology annotation, molecular function: mannosyltransferase activity; protein binding. The record is from RefSeq and is a predicted model, not a curated record. Bases 211 to 2958 code for a protein of 915 amino acids. Gene Ontology annotation, biological process: protein O-linked glycosylation via mannose. NCBI's taxonomy places the organism in Eukaryota, Metazoa, Chordata, Mammalia, Chiroptera, Phyllostomidae.
AGGCAGCGACCGAACCCGGGCAGCAGGGCUUCCACCCGAGGCGGGAGGCGCAGCAGCUACUCUGGCGCGUGUGCGCUGGUGGCCUGAAUGAAGUGGAUCAUGACUGCCCCUUCUGUGCUGUCGCUGUCUGGCUUGCUUUUUCUGAGGUUUCCCUAAGCCAUCACCUGGUGGAACCACUCCCAGAUUUUGUGUACAAGUGCUUUGGAAAAGAUGGCUGAUAUUAGCCUCAAGGAAAUAACCUUAAUAGUAGGUGUGGUCACUGCCUGCUAUUGGAACAGCCUCUUCUGCGGUUUUGUUUUUGAUGAUGUUUCAGCAAUACUGGAUAAUAAAGACCUACAUCCGUCUACACCUUUAAAAACUUUAUUUCAGAAUGACUUCUGGGGAACCCCUAUGUCUGAGGAGAGAAGCCAUAAGUCUUACCGCCCCUUAACAGUAUUGACAUUUCGCUUAAAUUAUCUGUUUAGUGAACUGAAACCAAUGUCAUAUCAUCUCCUAAAUAUGAUUUUUCAUGCUGUGGUCAGUGUGCUAUUUCUUAAAGUCUGCAAACUUUUUCUCGACAACAGAAGCAGUGUGAUUGCUUCUUUACUCUUCGCAGUACACCCAAUACAUACUGAAGCAGUAACGGGUGUGGUAGGAAGAGCAGAACUUUUGUCAUCUAUCUUUUUUCUAGCUGCAUUUUUGUCAUAUACCAAAUCAAAAGGACGGAAUAAUUCUAUAGUGUGGACGGCAAUUGCAUUGACAGUGCUCUUAGUGGCUGUUGCAACAUUGUGUAAAGAACAAGGAAUAACAGUUGUGGGAAUUUGCUGUGUGUAUGAAGUAUUUAUUGCCCAGAGGUAUACUUUGCCAUCAUUAUGUACUACUGUUGGACACUUUCUCUGUGGAAAGGGUAGUAUUCCAUUUUCUAUGCUGCAGACAUUAAUAAAACUCAUUGUUUUGAUGUUCAGUACACUAUUACUUGUUGUGAUUAGAGUCCAGGUUAUUCAGUCCCAACUUCCAGUAUUCACCAGGUUUGAUAACCCAGCUGCUGUAAGCCCAACUCCAACAAGACAGCUAACUUUUAACUACCUCCUCCCUGUGAAUGCUUGGCUUCUGUUAAAUCCUUCAGAGCUCUGCUGUGAUUGGACCAUGGGAACAAUACCACUUAUAGAGUCAUUUCUAGAUAUUCGAAAUGUUGCCACAUUUAUUUUCUUUUGUUUUUUGGGGGCUUUGGGAGUAUUCGGUCUCAGAUACCCUGGCAAUUCCUCCAAAACUGUUUUAAUGGCACUUUGUUUAAUGGCAUUACCAUUUAUUCCUGCAUCGAACCUUUUUUUUCCAGUUGGAUUUGUUGUUGCGGAGCGAGUAUUAUAUGUUCCUAGCAUGGGGUUCUGUAUUUUGGUAGCCCAUGGAUGGUGCAAAAUAUCAACAAAAAGUGUAUUUAAAAAGUUAUCCUGGGUUUGUCUGUCUUUGGUGAUAUUCACUCAUGCCUUAAAAACACUCCACAGAAAUUGGGAUUGGGAGUCUGAGUAUACGUUGUUUAUGUCAGCCUUGAAGGUAAAUAAAAACAAUGCCAAAUUAUGGAAUAAUGUGGGUCAUGCUCUGGAAAAUGAAAAGAACUUUGAGAGAGCUUUGAAAUACUUCCUACAGGCUACCCAUGUUCAGCCAGAUGAUAUUGGUGCCCACAUGAAUGUAGGAAGAACUUAUAAAAAUUUAAAUAGAACCAAAGAAGCUGAAGAAUCUUACAUGACAGCUAAGUCAUUGAUGCCUCAAAUUAUUCCUGGUAAAAAAUAUGCAGCCAGAAUAGCGCCUAACCACCUAAACGUGUAUAUCAAUCUGGCCAACCUGAUCCGUGCAAAUGAGUCCCGACUGGAAGAAGCAGAUCAGCUGUAUCGACAAGCUAUAAGCAUGAGACCCGACUUCAAGCAGGCUUAUAUCAGCAGAGGAGAAUUGCUUUUAAAAAUGAAUAAACCUUUCAAAGCAAAAGAAGCAUAUCUUAAAGCACUAGAGUUGGACAGAAAUAAUGCAGAUCUUUGGUACAACUUGGCGAUUGUUCAUAUUGAACUUAAAGAACCAAAUGAAGCUCUAAAAAUUUUCAAUCAUGCUUUACAACUAAAUCCAAAGCAUAAGCUAGCAUUAUUCAAUUCUGCUAUCUUAAUGCAGGAAUCAGGUGAGGUUAAACUCAGACCUGAAGCUAGAAAACGACUUCUAAGCUAUAUAAAUCAAGAGCCACAAGACGCUAAUGGUUACUUCAAUCUGGGCAUGCUUUGCAUGGAUGACAAAAAGGACACUGAAGCCGAGAUGUGGAUGAAGAAAGCCAUAAAAUUACAAGCUGACUUCAGAAGUGCUUUGUUUAAUCUGGCUCUGCUGUAUUCUCAGACUGCAAGGGAAUUAAGGGCUUUGCCAGUUUUAGAAGAGUUGCUCAGAUACUAUCCUGAUCAUAUUAAGGGUCUCAUUUUAAAAGGAGACAUUCUGAUGAAUCAAAAGAAAGAUGUACAUGGAGCCAAAAAAUGUUUUGAAAAGAUUUUGGAGCUGGAUCCAAGCAAUGUGCAAGGAAAACACAAUCUUUGUGUUGUUUAUUUUGAAGAAAAGGACUUACUAAAAGCUGAAACAUGCCUGAUUGAAACGUUGGCAUUGGCACCACAUGAAGAAUAUAUCCAGCGCCAUUUGAAUAUAGUCAGAGAUAAAAUUUCCUCAGCCACUUUAAUAGAACAACCAAUAUUCCCUGCCAGUAGGACUUUAGGUGUACAAAGAGACAAAAGUCGAACUGAAAAUGUAAAAGAUUCCAGAAGCGAACCCAGACCCACAGAGAUAAUAAAAACAAGUGAUAAUAAAAGUCAGUCUAAAUCUAACAAACAAUUAGGAGAAAAUACAGGCAAAGAGACCCCUCACAAAACAACAAAAGAAGUCAAAGAAAUUGAGAAGAAAAGAGUUGCUGCUUUAAAAAGACUAGAGGAGAUUGAACGUAUUUUGAACGGUGAAUAGCAUUACUCUGUAUUACAUGACUGGUUUCAAAGAACUACCUGUGUCAUGUGAUUGCUUAUGGGAGCUUUGAAAAAUGGUGGAGAUUCAUAACAACCUCUACAUAGAAUCAAAAUUAGGGUUUUUACUAAAAACCUGCCUUACUCCAUAUAAGAUAUGGCAGUAAUUUUAUGAGUUUUGGUGAAUGUAGCAGAAAUAUUAAAUUAUAGCUGGCCAAUUUGUAUCUGUUGUAAUAGAAGGGAGAUUCUCUCAGCAAAAGAACCUUGACUACUCUCAAUUAAAAAUAGUCUGGGGCCUGAACGAUGACCUCUGGGGGUCACAUCCAACAUUUGCUUUUUCGUUCUGCGAAUUCCCAUUUAUUAGCUGACUUCAUUUUUCCUUUACCUGUUGGAAUCUGGCUAUAGACUAGAAACAUUUAUUGAAUGCUUUUUAUUUUCAGUGAGUGACCUUCUGUUUAACCAAGAGACUUUGCCUACAAAAGAAUACUGAAUUUAUUUGUAUUCUUAUGUUGAUAUUUAGAAGGAGUGUCGGAUGAAACAUGUUAAAAUAAGUCACGUGACGUGAGUUUAAGAAUAUAUUUUCAUAAUUUUGCUUGUCUUUCACUCUAAAUAGCAAUUUUUAAUCAGGUAAAGUUUUAAAUAUAUAUAUAAACACAACACAUUUCUAAUGGUGCUCAUAUAUACUGUAUUUUUUUUAACGUACUGAGAAUUUCACAGCAUUAACCACAUAAUCAUGAUUAUCUUUGACUUCCCAAACUACUCAUGUUUUUUAGGGUCAAAGUCAUAUUAAAAAGCUUCAAUAAUAUAACUUUAUUUAAACUUUUGAGUUAAAAUAUAGUUAUUUUUAUCUUAGUAUUAUCUCUAGUGUUAUUUGAACUUUAAUUUUGUUUCAAACACCUCAAGCAACCUUAAGUAACUAAACUAAGUUCUGUUUAACUGAAGGCAAACAAUGUGACAAAGUUUAUUUUUUAAACACUAAGUUCUUAAUAUCUUGUUAUGUUGUAUAUUUUAUUAAAUAUUUAUUUUGACUACUGAGCUUCCUUAAAAUUUUUAAAGCUGUUUUAAUUGUAUUAAAUGUGGAAAACAAAUUACUUUUCAUUUUCCUAUAUAUGCGUGUAUUGUGGUUUAACCAAAAUUCCUUCAUUUUUGGCCUGCUUUCUAGCUAUAAAAGAUAAUUAGCCAUAAUAUUGAAUUAAUAAACUGGUCAGUUGGUUUUAACACAUUUGAACCUGAAAACUGUUAGGCUAAAGAGUAGAUACAAAUCAUAUUUAUUAAUUUAAAUCUAAUAUUUUUGACAUAAAUGCAUUUCAAAUGAAUUUCAUAAUACUUAGUAAACUUGAUUUUAACUUAAAAUGUUAAAGCAAACAUCUUGGGAUAAUAACAAAUGCCUAAUUAUGUAGAAUUUCAAAAACUGUUUUUUUUGAGAUAACUAAUAUCUAAUGUGUGUUUUACAAACCAUAUCUGUAUAACUUUUUUAAAGAAGUGGUUUAUAAAUAGGUCACAAGAAAUGUGGUCUUCAUUAAGGACUCCUACUAAGUUCCCCCAGGCUCUCUUGUAGAAUACCGUUUAGGUGGUUUAAAGCGAGCACUGACACUAAUGGUGCCUCAUUCUUGAUGUAGGAGAUUAGGUCAAUCAUUGUAGCAGUUCCUAAUACCAGUUCUUAAAUUAUGGCUUUGUGACUCCAGACACAUAGUGGAGAAUACCUCAUAUACUAUGACUUGAAAAUGAAAUCUAUGUUAUUCUUAUGUUCUUUCCACACGUCUUCAGAAAAAAAUUCUGAGUGUGAUCUGUUAUAGUAGCAAGUGAGUACAGUUCAGAAAAGUAGAAGCAAAAUUGUCAUGACAACAGACCAUAAUAAAGGCUUUGAGUCAUAUUUUAAUAAAAUUAUAUAACUCUUCAAAAGAUAAAAGAUAUAUUAAUGUUAUCCAGAUUUUUGUAUAGAAAAAAGAAUUUCCUCCCUAUUAACACUUAGAAGAGUGCCUACCAUGUAGGAAGUACUUACAUAUUUGAAUUUUAAAUAAUUUAUUCAAAUCAAAACGAUCCUGAGUAAUGAGUAAUUUUUCCAGAUCAGUGUCUCUCAACCUUUAUAAAAGAAUUAUCUUAAUGUGGACCCUGUCCACAAUAGUUAAAUCUGAAUUUUUAUGAUGGAGCUAUUAAGGGCUUCUAAGGUUCUCCAGCUGAUUCUAAUUUGUUGUCAGGUUUAACAACCACUGCUCUAAAUUAAAAAAAAAACUUUCUUAUAUCUCCUGUAUUAAGUAAUUAUUUUUAAGUAAGAUAACCCAAUUAAGUUUUUAUAUUUUUACAGUUUUAUUAAGGAAUAUGCUCUUCUGGUAACUAGUAGAGUCCUCAUGUAACAGCAUGAAUAACUUCUUGGAAACUGCUACAUUCAGUAAAAUGACAUACAAUAAAACCAGUUUACUACAGGCUAAUUGAUAAAAAAAAAAAAAAAGUUACUUUCCUACAGCAUAUUUCUGGUCACAAAAACCUCACCAAACUUCUAAAUACCCAAGACAGUUAUAAUAAUAAACAUUGACACAAAUAUGUUAGACACACAUUUCAGAAAGAUUAAUGAAAACAUGUAAUAGAAUUUCCGACCCUUUUAUUUCUGUUCAAGGUCGAGGGAGGCCAGAGCUGCUCCUAAGCAGCUCAGAGCACAGGGCAGGCACCCACCCUGGACCAAGUGCUCUCCCGUCCCUGGGCUCACACACCCACACCCACUCAGACUGGACAGUGUAGGUGGACAUGCCAGUUAAACUAGCUUGCACAUCUUCGGAUGUAGGAGAAAAUAGAGUAUCUGGAGAAAACCCAUGCAGACAGUUGUCCCAGCUGGGAAUCAGUUUUCCCCCCUCAUCAACAUUGUGUCAUUAAAAAGAACACUGAACAGACUGUUUCUUGAAGACUUGUAUUUAUUCCAUUUUAAGUUCCAUCAAGCUUACUUACAUGACAGACGAUUAUUUCUUCUCCUUAAGCUCAUAAUAGGACUUUAUCCAUACUGUUCAGGUGAGAAAAAGGUCAUAGAACUGCCUUUUUGGGAAAACAGAGGGUAGGGACAUUUAGGCCAGUUCACUAACCUGUGGUUCAGACUUGUGAGCAUAUGUAAAUUUGGAAAAGAAAACAUAUCAUAGGACUCUGUGCUGGUGAGGAUGUGGUUUUAGUUCUCACUGUUUUACAAAGGAAUCUAUUGAUACUUCCUGGAGCUCUAGGAAAGCUUUGACAAUCCCCAGGGGGAAGUUAAUUAUGUUACUCUUUUACUGCUUCUCAGAAGGAAGAAUUAAGUUUUUGAUUUAUUGCUCCUAUAUGUGUUCCUUACAAACAUUCAGAAUUGGGAAGCUUAUCUUACAGUUAUUUCAGUAAGUAGUUUUGAGGUUGGUGUCUUGGAGCACAAAAUAAAUAUUUUGCAAUUGUGUGUUUACUUUUAUGUAAAUAUUUGGUAUGUGAAUUACACAAUUUUAAUAAAACCAUGGCUUUCAUUACA